Messenger RNA from Pteropus alecto (black flying fox), 2254 nucleotides. Its product is annotated as L-threonine 3-dehydrogenase, mitochondrial-like. Gene Ontology annotation, biological process: L-threonine catabolic process. NCBI's taxonomy places the organism in Eukaryota, Metazoa, Chordata, Mammalia, Chiroptera, Pteropodidae. The record is from RefSeq and is a predicted model, not a curated record. Gene Ontology annotation, molecular function: L-threonine 3-dehydrogenase activity. The transcript has 9 exons.
CGCUCGCGGCGCUUCGGCCGAGUGCCACGUGCCGCUCCGGCUCCCGCGCCACAUGGCAGCAUCUCUGGGCCGCUGCGUCGGAAGGGGAUUCGAAGAGAAAACGCCGGUUGUUAGGAUGCUGUGACAAAUUGUGGGCCGGAUGCUGCCGAGCCCCGCUUGUGGCUGUCGGAUUGGCGCCCUGCCCGGCCAGUUCCUGGGCCCCUCUCCUUGGCAAAUUCCAGCAGAUGCCAACUUCCACUCUCUUCUUGGAAAGAGACCAGCCAUGUGUCUUAAUUACAGGGAGUCUUGGCCAGCCUGGAGUGGGGCUUGCUAACUUUUUGAGGAAACGAUGAAGGACAAUGUGAUUUUGUCUGACAUAAGGAAACCCUCUGAUCACAUCUUCCAUAGUGGCCCAUUUAUUUAUUUCGACAUUCUGGAUUACAAGAAUCUUCACGAGAUUGUGGUAAACCACCGCAUCACCUGGUUAUUUCGUUAUAGCGCUUUGCUCAGUGUGGUUGGAGAAGCACACGUGUCCUUGGCGAGAGCCAUAAAUAUCACUGGAUUGCAUAAUGUUCUGGACGUUGCCUCAGAACACAAUUUGUGGUUAUUUGUGCCCAGCACAAUCGGAGCUUUUGGACCCACUUCUCCCCGGAACCCAACCCCCGACCUCUGCACUCAGAGACCCAGGAUGAUCUAUGGGGCGUCCAAGGUGCACGCGGAGCUCGUGGGAGAAGUACGCAUUGCUGAGCGAGAUGGCUCAGGGUUUCCUUUUCUAUUCCUUUUGCCUCAGACACCUGCCGAUUCCCAACCUGGUGGAGGAACAACUGACUAUGCAGUGCAGAUUUUCCACGAUGCUGUAAAGAAUGGCAAGUUCGAGUGCAACCUGAAACCUAGCACGAGGCUCCCUAUAAUGUAGCUCGAUGACUGCCUCAGAGCCACCCUGGAAGUCAUGGAGGCCCCGGUGGCAUCCCUCUCCAUGAGGACCUACAACGUCAAUGCCAUGAGCUUCUCCCCCGAGGAACUGGCCCAGGAGGUUCUCAGGCACGUACCGGAAUUCCAGAUCACCUACAACGUGGAUUCUGUGCGGCAGGCCAUAGCAGACAGUUGGCCAAUGAACUUUGAUGACAGCAAUGCUCGGAAGGACUAGGGAUGGAAACAUGAUUUUGAUCUUCCAGAGUUGGUGAGGACAAUGUUGAACUUCCAUCGUUUUGAUACCAGAGUUGCCCAAGCUAACCGAAGGAAUCAAAAAGAAGAGCUCGUGCAUCCCAGACCCUUAGGUUAUAGACCUCGAAGAACCUAGAGUAUUGGAGUCGAAGACCUGAUUGGACUAAAUUUUGGCAGGUCAUGUUGAAGAUGGAAAAUCGAAUUAGCUUUAGCAUUUUCAAAAUGCUGUCGGUUUGGCGACAGGACUUCUAAAGUUUUGCUCUUUGCCUAAACUUGUCCAAACAUACAUAUCACAGAACGAACACUUAAGUCCUCAUAGUUUUCAUUUCCUUAAUUAAAAUGAAGAGACCAUUUCUGGGAAAGUGGAAGUGUGUGACCUUCAUUUUAAUUAAAUUUAAUUUAAAUAUCAUUCUUAAGACUCUAUUAUUCUCUUGACUAGAGACCAAAGAUAACAUUUUACAGACUACCAGAUGAUCUCCAAAUUAAAAAGCAUUUAUUAUCUCAUCAGAACAUAAAAUAUAUUUGAUGUGUUUAUUAAGCCCAUGUUCAAAAUGCUCAAGAGAUUUUAGCCCUUCUUCAAAAAUGAUCACUUCUUGUUUAUUUUUCUGUAAGAAAGUAUGUCUGUAGGAAAUUAAGACUAUUAAAGAAGAUGUGACCAGUGAAGGGUAGCACCUCUCUUUUUUGAUUGCCUUCUUGUUAGUGAGCUAAGUGCUAAUUAGCAGGAGCGUAAGUCCCUAACCCAGCCAUGUCAGUCUCCCAGAAAACCUUGUCUAAAUCCACAGGUUUCUGGGCUUCACCCUUCAGGUUGACUCAAUAAAUGGGGAUGGGACUCUCAAAAUGUCACCGGUCGUCCUAUUCCAGCUCCCACCCACUGUGUUAGACCAGUUCCAAACACUGUUUUCUAAAGAGAACUUGCUUGUUAUAGCCUUUUUAGUGCAGACUGAGACCUCAGAAGAGUUACUCUAAACACUUUGAAGCCAUUAAUGUAUAAAUAUAUACAGAUCUACUUUUGUCCAGAUACCUCAGGAUGUGCUACAUGUGAAAUCACUAGAAGGUGAAACUGUACAGAUGAAUCAUGGGUCUAUUAGUAAACAUCUGUCAAAGAUUAAAA